Lolium perenne is the source of this 2145-nucleotide messenger RNA. Lineage: Eukaryota; Viridiplantae; Streptophyta; Magnoliopsida; Poales; Poaceae. The record is from RefSeq and is a predicted model, not a curated record.
AUGGAUUCUAGCAAUAUCAUGCAAAUGCAGAUGAAUGGGGAAGGAUUUGGCACACCCAUUAAGAAAGCAAGUGUUCCUCUCUCUUGUUCGUCUUUUACACCUGAAUGUGAAGAUAAUUUGAAGCCUAAAUUGGGGAUGACAUUUGAAGGACUAGAGGCCGUGGAGAAGUUCUACAAGAACUAUGCACAUGAAUCUGGUUUUGGAGUUCAUGUUGGACAGCAGAAGAAGCUAGACAAAGAGGUAGUUCGCACUAAACGAUACAUGUGUAAUAGGGAAGGAUUGAAGUCUGAGAAAGGUAAAGAGGUUGCUGGGCCAUCAAAGAAAAUGCGUAAGAACACGGCGACAAGAUGUGGUUGUGAUGCUUAUAUCUUUGUGAAGUUGUGUGGUAAUGAUACCUACAAGAUAGAGUCAUGGGUUGAGCAGCACAAUCAUGGUCUUGUGUCACCUGAUAAGCGUCAUUUGAUUAGAUCAAAUUGUCAAGUUAGUGAGAGGGCAAAGAAUGCAUUGUACACAUGUCACAAAGCAAGCAUAGGCACCUGUCAGGCUUACAGGCUCCUCCAAGUCAGUGAAGGCGGGAUUGAUGGUGUUGGAUGCACAAAGAGAGACUUCCAAAACUACUAUCGCGACCUCAGAUAUAAAAUCAGGAACGCAGAUGCGCAAAUGUUUGUUGCCCAACUAGCUAGAAAGAAAGAAGUUAAUUCAGCAUUCUUCUAUGAUUUUGAAGUGAGUGAUGAAGGAAACUUGAUGUACGUGUUUUGGGCAGAUGCCACAAGUAGGAAGAACUACAAACACUUUGGUCGCGUGGUCUCGUUCGACUCUACCUACACUACAAACCAAUAUGACAUGAUAUUUGCACCAUUUACAAGGGUUAACCAUCAUUUACAAAGUGUGUUUUUUGGUGCUGCAUUUUUACUAAAUGAGCAGGAGGAGUCAUAUGUUUGGUUGUUUAAGACCUUCCUGAAGGCAAUGGGAGGUGAAGCGCCAGGACUCAUCAUAACCGAUGAAGCUCGUAGCAUUAAAAAUGCAAUUGAUAUAGUUAUUCCAGGCAUAAUACACAGAUUGUGCAUGUGGCAUAUAAUGGAUAAACUUCCAGAGAAAGUUGGGCCAAUGAUCAGAGAAGAACCUCAAUUCUGGAAGAGGAUGAACGCAUGUGUAUGGGUGACAAGCCUAUGGUCAAAGAACUUCUUCGCAUUGGUGCCCAAUUUGUUGGGUACCGUGAAUAUGCUAGUAAGACUGAAGAAACUGGAGCAGAGUGAACUGGCUCGCAAGAAGGCUGAACUUGACGCCAGCCAAGCUAAAGCAAAGGCUAAGGAAGCCAUAGCCAAGGCUGCUGGUGUCGAAGAGCUGCAAAAGAGGCUGGCUGAUGCCGAAACUGCUUUAACUGACCACAAAGCUUCCCAAGCUUCUCGUGAAAAGGCGAUCACCAAGCGUUUGAUCGCACAGAACCGGCGCUUUGUCGCCAAAACAAACCAAGAUUUUGAGCUUGAAGAUCCCGACGAUGAUCCUCUUCUGGACGCCCUCUCUUUCCUGGAAUUUCAUGGAACUGAACCACAAACUCUUCCUGAGCUAAUGGAGAGAUUUAAGGAUCCCCACAAGAUCCAUGGUUUUGUCAAAGAUCAACUAGUUGCUGGCGCCAGAGAAAGUGUUUACGAUGUUCAGGGUAAUCUUCUAGAAGAGAAGCCCGUAGACUGUUUGGAUGCAGCUGCAAGGAAGAAGAUUUCAACAGUACGCAACAAGUUGAAAGAUCUAAUCCAAACAGCCAAACAAUCAAAUGAAGGCAUGGACUUUUUAUUAUCAAGUGUGUUGAGUAUUGAGGAGCCUCUAAGGCAAAAGGUUCCUGCUGCGGUCAAGCACACUAGGCAAGAGGAAUACGAGGCUUUUAUUGGUUGCAACAUUCCUAAUGAAAUCAACAUACACCCGCCAAACGAUGUUCGUUCGGUAGGGAGAAGUAAAAGAAUAAAGAGAGGAAAGGAGAUGUAUGUGGAAGAACAGAAAAAGAAGAAGAAACAAGUCAAGCCCAAGGUCGCACGCAUGUGCAGAACGUGCAACACGCUAGGAUUUCAUGAUAGUCGCAAAUGCCCAAGCAAAAAUGUUCAAGAAAAAGAAAUAAAUGUGCAAGACAUGCAUACUGAUGGUGCAUCAUGA